Emiliania huxleyi CCMP1516 is the source of this 333-nucleotide messenger RNA. RefSeq lists its product as hypothetical. The coding region runs from base 1 to 333 and encodes 110 amino acids. The record is from RefSeq and is a predicted model, not a curated record. The transcript has 3 exons. NCBI's taxonomy places the organism in Eukaryota, Haptophyta, Isochrysidales, Noelaerhabdaceae. Gene Ontology annotation, molecular function: ubiquitin-protein transferase activity. Gene Ontology annotation, biological process: protein ubiquitination.
AUGGGCACGCUGCCGGCCGCUAUCGAGGACGCCGCCGCUGAGUUUGUAUGCCCGAUUACGUUGGAGCUGCCGAUUGAGCCGGUGACGGCAGAAGAUGGCGCAAUAUACGAGCGCGACGCCAUCGAGAAAUAUUUUCUAAUGCGCACCUCACAGGGCCUCGCACUGCGGUCGCCGCUUACUAACAAGCCGAUGGGUCAAGGCUUGCUUCCAGCGAUCCAAGAGGAGGCGGUCCGGGAGCAGGAGACGCACAAGGCUAAGGCUGGCGAUGUGCGCGCAAUGCUGACGCUGUUUUCCCAUUUCAAGGCGACGGCGAGCUCCAUCGGAGUCUGCUAA